CCUCCUGGUGUCAGAAGGCAGCAAAAAUGAAAAGCAUUUACUUUGUGGCUGGAUUGCUUGUAAUGCUGGUCCAAGGCAGCUGGCAACGUUCGCUUCAGGACACAGAGGAGAAAUCCAGAUCAUUCCCAGCUUCCCAGACCGACCCGCUCAAUGAUCCAGAUCAGAUGAAUGAAGACAAGCGCCACUCGCAGGGCACGUUCACCAGUGACUACAGCAAGUAUCUGGACUCCAGGCGUGCCCAGGAUUUUGUUCAGUGGUUGAUGAACACCAAGAGGAAUAAGAAUAACAUUGCCAAACGUCAUGAUGAAUUUGAGAGACAUGCUGAAGGGACCUUUACCAGUGAUGUAAGUUCUUAUCUGGAAGGCCAAGCUGCCAAGGAAUUCAUUGCUUGGCUGGUGAAAGGCCGAGGAAGGCGAGAUUUCCCAGAAGAAGUCACCAUCGUUGAAGAACUCCGCCGCAGACACGCCGAUGGCUCUUUCUCUGAUGAGAUGAGCACAGUUCUCGAUAAUCUUGCCACUCGAGACUUUAUAAACUGGUUGCUUCAGACAAAAAUUACUGACAGGUGA
This is a messenger RNA of Mesoplodon densirostris (Blainville's beaked whale), 566 nucleotides long. RefSeq names its product glucagon (gene GCG). The coding region runs from base 27 to 566 and encodes 179 amino acids. Gene Ontology annotation, molecular function: hormone activity; glucagon receptor binding. Gene Ontology annotation, cellular component: extracellular region. The transcript is spliced from 5 exons. NCBI's taxonomy places the organism in Eukaryota, Metazoa, Chordata, Mammalia, Artiodactyla, Ziphiidae. Gene Ontology annotation, biological process: negative regulation of apoptotic process; positive regulation of insulin secretion involved in cellular response to glucose stimulus; adenylate cyclase-modulating G protein-coupled receptor signaling pathway. The record is from RefSeq and is a predicted model, not a curated record.